Molecule: messenger RNA, 2309 nt
Organism: Theileria parva strain Muguga
Lineage: Eukaryota; Apicomplexa; Aconoidasida; Piroplasmida; Theileriidae
Gene: ABCB25
Product: ABC transporter family protein
Exons: 4
Coding region: 124-2292 (722 amino acids)
Biological process (GO): intracellular iron ion homeostasis; transmembrane transport
Cellular component (GO): mitochondrial inner membrane
Molecular function (GO): ABC-type transporter activity; ATP hydrolysis activity; ATP binding
Source: RefSeq, a predicted model, not a curated record
AUUGUAUCAUAUUUAUUAUAUUUUCCUUGUAUUUAAUUAAAUUUUAAACAACCAUGUCAUUUCUCAUUAUUUACAUAGAUUUUUUUAUAAAAUGUACUAUUAGCUGUAUUAUUAAUAAGUAACAUGUAUUUCCCUGAUAAGCUCUACAAGUGUAUUAAAACAUAUGACAACAGACUCUCGAUUGUUUUUACAAACUUUUAUUGUGGAAAUCUCCACUAUUCUGGAAGAUUUUACCAUCGCAAUGUGAAAUUUAUUAUUAAAACUGAUUUUAAGUUACACAAUUAUCACACUUUAAAUAAAACUAAUGGGAAUUCAUUUAUACAAAAUGAUUUUAAGACAUUUGGGCCACAAUUUAAAGGACUCAAACCAGAUUAUACAAGUCUUCUACUGCCAUCAACAACCUUACACUUAAAUAGGAACCUAUGUAGGUUUUUCUCAUCAAACCUAGAUAAGUUGCCUACAAGGAAAUAUGGAAUAUCUAAGAUUAUGAAACUGUUGUGGCCCACUGAUACAAGAUCAAAGGUGAGAAUUCUGUUCAGUAUGGUAUUCUUGUUAUCUGCAAAGCUGUCUCUAAUAUCAGUCCCACUGUUUCUAUCCUCCCUAAUUAACUCCAUAGUAAAAGCCCCUACCGAUUCUUUUGGAAUAAUACCUAAGCUUCAAAUGGUUGGUGUAUCUUUUCCCGAGAUGUUCAUUCCUUACGUGUAUCUAUUUGGUUUCGUAUUUUCAAAGAUUUCAUCCUCGCUGUUUAACGAGCUCAGGAACUCACUGUUUAGCACAGUAACUGAACGCUCCGCAAGAGAAAACGCCUCUAAAAUGUUCAUGAACAUACAUAACCUGGAUGUGGACUUUUUAAUCCAGUCAAAGUCUGGUGAGGUGUCAGCGGUAUUUUCUAGAGGAAUAAGAGCAAUUUCACAGAUCUUGAGAAUCACUGUUUUCCAAGUUGUUCCAGUAAUUCUUGAAUUUUCGCUAGUUACAGCAUUGCUCUGUUACAAGGUUGGGCCUAUGAUUGCAACAAUAACAUCACUAACAGUUGUAUUAUACCUUUUAUUCACUACUUUUGUUACUAAACGGAGGAUGAUAAUCAGAAAAGAGAUGGCUGAUGCAGACAGAAAAGCAUCUGGCUUAUUCCUGGACUCCAUUACCAACGCUGAAGCCGUUAGAUACUAUAACGCACAAAUUAAGGAGCUGGAACGUUACUCAAAUCAACAAAUGGACUACGAGAAGCAUUCAGUGGAUGUCCAAAAAAGCCUAGCUUUCCUAAACUUUGGGCAACAGUUUAUUUUCAACUGUGGUUUGUUCCUAUCGCUUUUUUUAACACUUGGGGAUAUUACAAAGGGACUAGCCCAGUUCGAUAACUUUAUCAUUGUUAACACUCUUCUGUUCCAAAUCGGAGUCCCUCUUAACAUGAUCGGCACAAUGUACCGGGAGGUUAAACUCAGUUUCAUUGAUUUGCAGAAGUUUCUAGACCUUGUGGGAGUGAAACCUAAGGUUUACGAACUACCUGAUGCCAAGGAUCUUGCUCUAUCUCAGGGUAAAAUAGAGUUCAAGAACGUUAACUACUUCUACCCGAGCACAGAAACCGACCCUCACAUAAUUCUUGACGACUUUUCAUUAACAAUCCCCCCAGGUAAAACUGUAGCAAUUGUCGGAGAUUCAGGCUCCGGUAAGAGCACAAUUUUUAAAUUGUUGUUCCGGUUCUAUGACCCUAAUUCUGGUUCAAUUCUGAUAGACGACCAGGAUAUAAAGAAUGUAACCCUGAAGUCGUUGAGAAACACUUUGGGAAUCGUACCUCAGGACGUGGUUCUGUUUAAUGAAUCAAUUGCCUUUAACAUUUCAUACGGAAAACCUGACGCCUCACUAGAUGAUGUUAUGAGAGCUGCCAAACUGGCUGGUAUCCAUGAUACCAUCAUGAGUUUCCCUGAUGGAUACGAUACGAUCGUUGGUGAAAGAGGAAUGAUGUUAAGCGGAGGUGAGAAGCAGAGAAUUGGAAUCGCUCGUUGUUUUUUAAAAGAUCCUCAAAUACUACUUUUCGAUGAAGCCACAAGUUCACUAGACUUUAAGGCUGAGUCACAAAUCAUAAAGACAUUUAAAGAAAUGGGCUCUAAUAAAACCACAGUUAUGAUCGCACACAGAUUGUCUUCAAUGUUAAUCGCUGAUGAAAUCGUUGUUUUCCACAAGGGGAAAAUUGUUGAAAUGGGAACGCCUGUUGAGCUUUGGAACAAGACUGGAUAUUUCAGACAAAUUGUAAAUUCAUUUAAUUUAAAGUCCAAAACUGAUGAUACAACACGAUAAUUUAUUAAAUAAAUUUA